AUGGUAACUGUACCUAUAACAAAAUCUAAAGGUGUUACUAUACAAUCUUCUACUGAUACUAUUACAAAACCUUUUUUACCAAUUGAAAGAUUGGAAGAAAUGGGUAUAAAUGUAUCAGAUAUAAAUAAAUUGAAAAGUGCUGGAAUAUGUACAAUAUUAGGUGUAAUACAGACAACAAAGAAAGAUUUAUGUAAUAUAAAAGGAUUAACAGAAAUGAAAGUUGAGAAAAUUUCUGAUUCCGCUUCCAAAUUAGAAAUUACAAAUUCUUUCAUUUCUGCUAAUCAACUUUAUCAAUUAAGAAAAUCUAUACUUAAAAUUGAUACUGGUAUUAUUUAUUAUUUAUGGUUUCCGUUACGGUGCUUGGUCCAGCGGAACCAGUUCCAUCAACCCCAAAAGGGGUACUUUAGUUAUAUACCCUUAGUAUUACUUAGUUAUAUACCUAUAUUAGUUAGUUAUAUAGUUAAGGGAGUAGUUAGUUGGUUAGUUAUACCCCUUACGGGGUACCGUUUGAGCAAGCACCGUAACGCUGUCUUAGGAAGUGAAAUGUUGAAUAAAUUAUUGAAUGGUGGUAUAGAAACAAUGUCAAUAACAGAAUUAUUUGGUGAAAAUCGUACUGAGAAGAUAGAGAAGAUUUGUGAGAGAUUUGAUUUAGAUCCAAUUAUUAUUUUGGAUAAUAUUUUCUAUUCUAAAGCUUAUACACAUGAACAUUUAUUAUUUCUAAUUAAUAACAUAACUACUAAGAUGGUAGAAGAAAGAUUUGUAUUAUUAAUAAUAGAUUCAAUAAUAUCAUUAUUUCGUAUUGAUUAUUCUGGACGUGGUGAACUUGCUGAAAGACAACAGAAACUUAAUAAAUUACUUUCAAAUUUAUUAAAAAUUGCACAACAAUUUAAUAUUGCUAUUGUUUUAACUAAUCAUGUCAUUUCUGAACCUUCUGGUAAUUUAUCUUUCAUUUCUAAUCCAACCAAACCAGGUUUCCAUUACGGUGCUUGCUCACACGGCUCCCAAUACCACUACUUAGUUAUCCCCGUAAGGGGCUCCUUAAUCCCCGAAGGGGUUCCUUUAACCCCUGAAAGGGCAAGCACCGUAAUGGAAUAUUUAGCUGGUGGAAAUGUAAUUGGACAUGCAUCAACAUGUAGAUUAUCAUUAAGAAAAGGUAAAGGUAAUCAAAGAAUAUGUAAAGUUUAUGAUUCACCAAAUCUUCCUGAAUCUGAAUGCAUUUUUGAAUUGUAA
Messenger RNA from Theileria annulata, 1230 nucleotides. RefSeq names its product meiotic recombination (DMC1-like) protein, putative. Gene Ontology annotation, cellular component: condensed nuclear chromosome. Bases 1 to 1230 code for a protein of 409 amino acids. Gene Ontology annotation, biological process: DNA strand invasion; DNA repair; DNA recombinase assembly. The record is from RefSeq and is a predicted model, not a curated record. The transcript is spliced from 7 exons. Gene Ontology annotation, molecular function: ATP-dependent DNA damage sensor activity; DNA strand exchange activity; ATP binding. NCBI's taxonomy places the organism in Eukaryota, Apicomplexa, Aconoidasida, Piroplasmida, Theileriidae.